UCACCUCCUCUUGCUCGUCCACAAAGCAUCCAUCAUCCAUCUGCCCGGCCACCCUUGCGACGCACAGCAAGCGCAACCGACCUUCGCUCAAGGUCCGGGAAGCUUGCCACGACAGACCACUCUUGGCUCCACCGAGGACCUCUCUAGACACAGUUCGACUACUGCUAACUCGCCCCUCUGAGCUACGACAUGGGGCUGUACGAAGAUCCCGGAUUACCUGCUUACGUCGACACGACGAAUGUCACGGCCAUCGCCGAGUACUAUCUGACGCAUCCAGUGCCACAGCGUCUAGUUCCAGUCAUCAUCGUCGCUAGUGUGGCAGUGUCGGUCCUUGGAUCCUACGCUACUCUUUUGCUGCUUGGCAAGAGGACGGGCAACAAGGGUAUCCGCAAUGUCGCCUUCCUGCUCAUGGCCGCAGUGACCAUGUCGAGCGUCGGCAUUUGGGGAAUGCACUUCAUCGGCAUGCACAUGACGCUUCAGCCCAUCAACGGCAUCAAUUGGUACUUCUCCUAUUCCCCGGGUUGGACCGUCUUCUCCUUGUUCGCACCCAUGCUUGCCCUCGCCGCCGCUUUCCUCUUCCUCGACAAUGCAGAAUCAGCAACGGGUGCUCUGAGCUACACUCGCAUUGCGCUUGCUGGUGCAGCCGUUGGUGGUCUCAUCGGGCUGAUGCAUUUCAGCGCCGCACUCUCUGGCAACUUUGGCGUGUCGUACGCCAUUCCGCAGACGAUCGGCGCCGUCAUUCUUGCAAUGGUUGCCACUAUCGUGGCAUUAGGGAGCUUCUUCGCCUUCAGAAGGCAGUGGCAAGACAAUUGGCUCAAACGCUUGGCAUGCGCGUCUAUUCUCGCCACUGGUGUCUCAGCCAUGCACUACUUGGCAGUUAGCGGCACGAGCUAUACUGUACGCGCCUCGAGUCUCGGCCACGAGGCGGCACUGAUGGCCGGCAACAGACGCAACAACGUAGUCACGAUCGCCAUUGGUGUCAUGUGCUUCGUGAUUGUGUGCUUCGCCACCGUCCUCGCUGCCAGUGACAUCAAUCUGGCACGUGAGGUGCGCCGUAACUCCAGAAAAGUCGUCGUCGCCUCCGUCGCUUUUGACAAGAGCGGUCGACUUCUGGUGAAAGCUGACGGCAGUCUACCGAUGGUCGUCCUCGAAACCAAGCUGAAAAUGUCUGAAGUGAUGGAUGCGCUCGACAAGAGACAGACCACCUUCCAGUGGCUCUACGCCAUUAGCUGGGACUGGAACAUUGUUGCACCAUUCCUUAAAGCCAUCACUUUGCGUUUCUUGAAGCAAGCGCAGGUGGAUGCCCAAGCUGGCACACGCGACGCAAAAGUUCGCGGCAGGCUCUCGAAGCGCGCCAGUCUGGAUGUGGACCAGGAACGCAACCGUGGACCUCCAGCGUUGGCAGACUUCCGUGACAGCGUCAUCGAUGCAGCCUCGCAGAUUGCGCGCGAGCUCGAGAUUCCAUUCGAGCAGGUCGGUGUCCUCUACGACUCGGUGCUCUCCACGGGUACACGCAAGGCAGCGGCUCAGCAAGCAGCAGACAAAAGGCAGUUGGGACCAUACAACACCGAGCGAAAUCCCCGCGCUGACGACGAAAGCUCUAUAGUGGCCCCGAGCAUCUUUGGGGACGGUGAGGACGAACAGGAAGGUGUGACGCUAUUUCUGGUGCGCGAAUUGCCUACCAGCUCUUCCGCCGCUGGCGUUGAGAGCGCUGAGCGAUACCGCCAACGCGGCUUUCGUGUCACAGAGACUCGCUUCUUGGCCGGUGUGCUUGCAGACCGUUUCGCUGUCCUGAAGCCCGACAUGGAGACCCUGCUCGACUCGCUGAAAGUCUUUGCGAAGCGCGGCACUCGCCCAGUCGUCCAGCCAGGCGGUGUGUACGCCGGACUAUUCGGCGUCCGACCAUCUACUAGCAGGCAAGGCGGCCUCGACGUUCUGGUGUACAACUUUGCACGGCACCAAAUCCCUGCCUACCGUCUGCCGGAGGUGGCAUGUGUUACUCCGGAGAUGCGCGAAUUUUUGCGCGACCUCGAUCAGCUCACCCUCGACGAGGCUGGCAAGGUUUGUGAGCGCGAAGCCCUACGAUCAAGCGAGCGCAAGAAGCAGCUGCGCCUGGAUAAUUCGACCAUCAGUCUGGAUGACCCGGAGCUCAUCGACGAAGAAAUGGCCAUCGAGCUGAUCAUCCGCUUCCAGACGGCAUUGUACAUUGCUCUGGACGCUCUGCACAAUUCGGUGCGCUUUUACCCCAAGCUUGCCACCACCGCACGAAUCAGCGCAGAGGUGCUCGAGGUGCCUUCCAGUCUCGAUGACUCAACGCCGCCCGCCGAGAUGAUCUUGGUGCAGGCCGUGCUGCCCGAAGAGCGAGCUGUGCCGGCGUCGUUCUCCUCCAACAACGGUCUGCCUUCGACGGUGAUUCCAUCCGAGACUCCGAGCUCCGCCACGCCCUUUGUUUUCACACCAUACACUUUGUUUGCCAAGUCGCAGAUGAUGCUGUUGCGUGGCCGACAGGCCGACGACUUUGAGCAUGAGGUCUUGCUGGACCUGCGACGCCGCUACCCUUCGAGCCUCAUGCAGGAGGCGGAGGAGAAGGCCUUGCCCCAUCCUGCGCUCAGACGUCACGGCUCUGUUGGUUCCGACUUCCAUGUGACGAGCUCAGCUGAUCUGUUGCACAAGGACAAGACUGGCAGCGGCCGCUCUAUUUUCAAAGCCGGACCGGCGACGAACUGGAGACUCAUGCCAGUCGCUAUCCGCCGCUGGGCAUCCAGAUUCAGCUCGAGGCACAGCGCAGUCGACUUUGACAUGUCCGAGGGCGCACACAAUCAGCAGCAUCGUAUGAGCUUCCAUUCUUCUCGCUCUCGCACCAUGCGUCUCGACUCUGCGACGGACAAGGACUUUGAGAACGGCAAGCUUUCCGAGGUGGGGCACGACAACUCGAAGUCAUCCGAAGCUGGGCACGAAAUGUCCGAGACGGGACACAAUACUGGCGUGCUUCCUGUUCUGCGUCGGGGCGACGAGCGUAAUACUGUCCUCGUCUCACCUGGCUCCACGCUAGUCGCCUCGGAGACCACCAGUCCACCUAAUUGUGGCAAUGCCGCUCAUGCUGCGGCAGACGCGUCACCACACCGUCACAAGUCUUCGCAGCGUCCCGACACUGCGAACACAAUCGCUUCUCUUGGCAUCAGACGCUUUACGCAAGAUGGCGGAGCUGCCGCCUUUGCGGCUAAUUAUGUUACGCAAACCAGUCAGAGCAAAUUCGCUCGAGCACCUGAGGAAGACCAGAUCGAAGAAGAGAGCUUCGAAAGCGGACAUAAUUCGGAGGCUGCAAGAGGCCUUGCUGCUCCUCUCGAACUCACCACCAUCAAUGCUUCUAGCGCAAGCUCGCCUACAAAGGCAGAUGUUUCCCCAUCGCCAUCUGUCGACGUGAAUAGAGCCGCGGCAAUCGCUUUCAGCACGCCGCGCGCUGAUCGAAUCGCCACUGCAGAGUCGCCGCUACCUGCUGUGCCCAAGACUCCCACCCGUGCGCCAAAUAGGCGUGUACAUGGAUCCGGCCAACGUCCGUUCACUGCUCCCGCCAGUUCCAGAAGGCCCAGCUCCGCUCGUCCACACACUGCAGACCCGUCCAAGAGCCCGGUGCUGAGCCAACGCCAUGCUGUCAACUCGACGCAUCAAAAUGAAGCUUCCAUGAUGGCACGACUGAGAUCCGACGACUGGGCUCAGCGACAACUUCGUUGCCUGGAGCGAGGCGCUAAUGCCUCUAAUCUCUUGGGCGUCGACUACUAAAGUCGUAGUAGUCAACCGUGACUUUGUGGGAGACAUCUUUUGUACUUUGCGUGUUCGUGCAGCCUCGACACACACACACGGUGAAGUGGCCUCUUGACUUGAUCCUCUUUUUUGAACCUGAACCGAUCAUCU
Molecule: messenger RNA, 3912 nt
Organism: Ceraceosorus guamensis
Lineage: Eukaryota; Fungi; Basidiomycota; Exobasidiomycetes; Ceraceosorales; Ceraceosoraceae
Exons: 4
Coding region: 190-3780 (1196 amino acids)
Source: RefSeq, a predicted model, not a curated record